Messenger RNA from Alternaria alternata, 603 nucleotides. RefSeq lists its product as hypothetical. NCBI's taxonomy places the organism in Eukaryota, Fungi, Ascomycota, Dothideomycetes, Pleosporales, Pleosporaceae. The transcript has 3 exons. The record is from RefSeq and is a predicted model, not a curated record. Bases 102 to 515 code for a protein of 137 amino acids.
AGCAGCUCGAAGUGGCGCGGAAGGAGACCUCUGAGAAGGGCUCGGUCGAACUACAACAAGAAGUCGAAAACCUGCGACGCGAAAACGCCCUCGUAAAGAGCAUGUGGUAUGACAUGAAUCAACGCCUCCUUAGCAAUACCGUUAUCCUGCAAAGACGCAGCGAAGCACCCAAGGGCUGGCUCGGAAAGCAAAGAGCUGUUGUUGGUGGCGGAAGCGUCUUAGUACGGCAGGAGGUAGCAGCAGCAGGAACAGGGACACGGUACUCGCCGUCGCCGAGCGGAGUCGCAACGGUAGGAGUGCCGCGUGCCCCAACGACGAUGACGACAAUGACUGGCUCCUCGGAUAGCGUGCUCGUCUCUUUUCUCUUCAUUACGCAUUUUGUAGGCUCGGAGAAUCGGGUUUGGUUCAGCAUAGCGCAGGUUUGGUGGCAUUUGUAUUGCGUGAGGAUGUAUAGACGUAUUGUCUUUUGUCACUUAUACCCCCUUUUAUUUAUAUGUGGUAGUAGUAGCUUCUAGCGAGAACCAAAAAAAUAAAAUGAAAGACAAAGAUAUAUGAGAGCUCUGAAGUUUUGUUUUUUCUUUCUUCCAUUGCUGGGAUCGACAU